AUGGGUGCUUCAAACUACUAUCCUUAUGAUCCUAGCAAGGCAGGGGCUGGUAUUGUGAUGGUUUUGUUUGGAGCAAGUGCAUUCAUUCACCUUUGGCAAAUGUUCAAACUAAAGACAUGGUUCUUCACAGCUUUUCUCAUCGGUGCUUUCAUGAUGACACUGGGCUACAUCUUCCGAUUGAUGUCAGCAAGUAACCCGGAGAGUCUUGUGGCUUACAUUGGCCAAUCGAUGUUCAUCAUUCUCCCACCCUCACUCUAUGCUGCAACAGUCUACGUGAUCUAUGGACGUAUCGUCAUGUUUGUCGGUAAACCUGAUCUAUCUAUUGUGGCCCCACGAAAAGUUACCAAAAUCUUUGUAUCGGGCGACACUGCCGCCUUUCUCCUGCAGCUAUCAGGUGGCGGCAUGCAGACUGUCGACAGCAUGCGUAACAUCGGCCAGAAGAUACUCAUUGUUGGACUCAUUAUUCAACUGAUCUUCUUUGGGUUCUUUCUCUACGUUUCUGUUGCAUUUCUGAUACGACUGCGCCGGUCUGGUCUCGAUAUUAUCGGUGGUCCCUGGCAUCGGCUUCUCCAUAUCUUACUCCUCGUCUCUGCACUGGUUAUUGGGCGCUGCAUUUUUCGAAUCAUCGAAAAUGUUGAAGGAAUGGAUGGCUAUCUGUAUUCACACGAGGUAUACAUGUACCUUUUCGAUGCAGUCCCGAUGUUCAUUGUGCAAUCGAUUUUCCACUUCUAUCAUCCAGGGAAAAUUCUCGUUGGAGCGGCCUUACCGGGAGAUGACUAUGUCGAUCUACGUAAUGUGUGA
Penicillium samsonianum is the source of this 801-nucleotide messenger RNA. RefSeq names its product RTA1 domain-containing protein. The coding region runs from base 1 to 801 and encodes 266 amino acids. Gene Ontology annotation, cellular component: membrane. Lineage: Eukaryota; Fungi; Ascomycota; Eurotiomycetes; Eurotiales; Aspergillaceae. The record is from RefSeq and is a predicted model, not a curated record. The transcript is spliced from 2 exons.